AUGUCUUCAGAGGAGAACGUCCAAAAGGGGAAGGAUACGGAAGAGAAUGAACACGAGGAGGAUGCUCAUGGAGAGGAAUCUCAUGGAGAGGAAACUCACGGAGAGGAAGCUCACGGAGAGGAAGCUCACGGAGAGGAAGCUCACGGAGAGGAAGCUCAUGGAGAGGAAGGCCAUGAGGAGAAGGCUGGUAGCGAAGAGGGCGAAGAGGCCGAGAAGAAGGGUUCCGAAGAGGCGGACUCCGGUGAGCACGAAGGAGCCGGCGACGAGAAGAAGGAAGAAGGCAGCGAAGAAGCACACGACGCAGAAAGCGCCAAAGCAGAGGGCGGAGGCGGGGGUGAGGAGAAGGCUGGAGGCUCUGCAGAACCACAAGCGGCAGCCGCACCAUCAGCUGGAACCAGUGGUGGAGGAGACGCAGGAAGUGGAAGCGGCAGUGGAAGUGGAAGUGGAAGCAGCGGAAGCAACAACGCAGGCGGGAAAAGCAAAUCGCUGGCUGUAAUCGGCAUUGUGGCGGCAUUCAUUGGGCUGGCGAUCAUCAUCAUUGCCGUCAUUGCGCUUAGUGGGCUCGGUGGUGGCUCCACAACUGCAGCUGGAGAAGUCACUACUGUACUCACCGAGAAUGUCUCAACAACUCCAGCGAACAACUCCAGCCAAGCAUCUCCGGCUCCUCCACGUGCUUUCCGAGAUCCAAGAACACAAAUUUGGUAA
Ornithodoros turicata is the source of this 705-nucleotide messenger RNA. RefSeq lists its product as uncharacterized. Bases 1 to 705 code for a protein of 234 amino acids. NCBI's taxonomy places the organism in Eukaryota, Metazoa, Arthropoda, Arachnida, Ixodida, Argasidae. The transcript has a single exon. The record is from RefSeq and is a predicted model, not a curated record.